Toxotes jaculatrix (banded archerfish) is the source of this 2509-nucleotide messenger RNA. It is a transcript of the gene soul3, whose product is annotated as heme-binding protein soul3. The transcript has 5 exons. Lineage: Eukaryota; Metazoa; Chordata; Actinopteri; Toxotidae. The record is from RefSeq and is a predicted model, not a curated record. Bases 361 to 1191 code for a protein of 276 amino acids.
CGGGAAGGCGGGCGUCACGCUGCUGUGCACAGGCGAAAGAGACGACUUCUUUCUUGUUUUUAAGCGAAUAGAAAGUAAACACAGCGAAGGAAUAUGGCUCGUUUAAGUCAGAUGUAACACAGCGAAUGUAAAUAUGGCUAAUUGCGUCGGGAAAAGCUUCGUAGUGCCUGGUUUGUUGACCAGAAAGUAACGGUUGUCCUACCGAGGUCCGAAGGGGGGGAAAAAGGAUAGGCAUUUAUCCGAAGCAUAAAUUCAGCGACGAUUCAUGAGUAAUUGUAGUAAUUGUUUUUUUUUUUUUUUCAUUUUAAGUCAACCCCUUGAGGUGUUUUUCCUCGGUAGGUACUAGUCUAGCGAACAGAAAUGGACCGAGGUGGCUGCCAGAUGAAUGGCGGCGGUGGAGGUGACGGCAGCGGGCCCGACCGAAACGGGAUGAUCACACUGGAGGACCUAGAGUCUUUCUCGGAAGACCAGCUGUCAGACUCGGGCAACGGCAGUUUGGAAGAGGAAGGAGAGAACAUGGAGGAAGACGAAGAUCCAGACCGACUGUUGCAUUACUGGCAGGACGUAGCCAGGGGACACCAAGUCGAAGUUUCUCAAGAUAUGGCAGAACCCAUUCAGCAGCUAACCAGCAACAAUCAAGGACGCAGCACUAGAGAACAAGUCCCUUUCACUCUCCUCACACGCAAAGAGAAGUGUGGGGAGCUGCUCUAUGAGAAACGCCACUACGAAAAGGGCCACUGGGCUUGUAUAACAAUGCGUGAGGACACUUAUGAACAGAGCAUCUGUUAUGGUUUUAUGAGGAUAAUGAGAUACAUCUGCCAGCAGAACUCUUUAGGUGACUACUUGGGCAUGACGCUCCCCAUCGUGACUGUGGUACGCACUGAUGAGAACCAUUCGGUGAUGUCCCAUGACGUCACUGUGGCGUACUACCUUCCUGUUGAGCAUCAGGCCCAGCCCCCGCAACCUAAUGACAGCGAAAUCAUUAUAGAGAUCUGGCCUGCCACUAUUGUAUACACAAGGGCUUUCAGCGGCCCCACCAAUGAAGUGACCAUCAUUAACCAGAUCAAUGCCAUGGCAGAGCUGCUGGACUCUCCCGGUGUGUGCGUCAACAAUUCGUUCAUUGUGGCCGGCUACACCAACCCUGCUCACAGCAACCGUCAGAAUGAGAUCUGGUUCCUUGAGCGACAGUGAAGGACGAGAGGAUUAAGCAGCAUCCUCCAAUCUUCGACCCUUGAGCCUCAUAAGGACUCCCUUAACACUGCCCCAGCUCAGCUACAGCCUCAGGUGCAACAUCCUCUUAAGUCACCACCUCUACCUGGACCGAUCACCAGCCCAGCACACUACACAGCAGUUGGGUCUGGAUUUAAAAAAAAAAAAAAAUCAGCCCUUACUGUACCCUCAGUGAAUUUUCAUUCAUGUUCAUUUAAAUGGAUCGUCAUUUCACCCAUAAGAACAGAACUAAACCACUGCCAUACUCUCAUGAACACAAUCCAGAUACGUAGCAUUCAUCUCCAGCUCUUACAUCAAGAUGACUUAAAAACCUUUCCUAAGCACAGCGCUCUCUUGUUUAAGUUGAAACAGUUUUAACUCUUGGCACUCUGUGAACACAGUGACCACUGAGUGCUGUCAGAAACAAGCCACAGCCCAUGUUUCCCACCGUGGAAAAAAGACUCCCAGUGGACAUGCAGCCUUACUGUGCUCCCUUUCUGUUUGUUGCACAGCUACAAUGUCUUGUCAUGUGGGGUGAAGGUCAAUGCAUAGCAGAAAAAAAAAACACAGUUUAUCCGUCAGUCUCUAGCUUGCUGAGAUUAUUUCAACUCUGUCACUACUGAUCCACUGUUUAUUUCUUCUUCUUUUUUCAACUAUGGACUUCAUAGUUCACUACAGGUUACAAGUCUAUAUGAUGCCAGUCACACUGUAUAUUAUGUUUUAACAAUAAGUGCAAUAUUUACCAGGUAACCAACAAUCAACAAGCCAGUUAUUACAGUUCCUGGGCCACUGACCUAACCCAAUCUAAGGGUGUGUUCAGUUGCAGGUAUUGUGGGUUGGGGGCAUCGUACAACAGAGCCUGAUAAACAACAUCCAUACCAGAACUAGUGGCUUGAACCAUAAAUAAGCUCAACAAAAGAGGUUAUAAUAAUUUAGAAAACAAAUGCACAUGAACAAGACAUGUUCAUGUGUGUUUGUGCAUGAAUGUACAGCUGACAGGGAGAGGGUGAAAACAAAUGUCACAUUUCUACAAACCAAAUGCUGAAAAACUCACUGAUUUUACUGCUGAAUGACAAUCAUAAAGUACUUAUAUAUUUUGUACAUUCUUUUCUCGUAAGAAAAUUAUGUAAUGAAGUCAAUGCAUUCCUCAUGUUUCAAGCCACAUUCACACACAGGAAUAGUUAUCUAUGUACCUCUUUCUCAUGCUCUGUCUACUCGCUACUCUGCGUCAAUGUUAGUGAGAGCUUAAUCACUACUGUAUUGCAAACACCACUGCUGCUGAGUAGCGACAAUGCAAACA